AUGCUCGCGUUGAUCCCCGAGUCCGUCAAGCACAAAAUCAACGGUGUCGUUGUAUCUAUUCACCGGCGCGACAACAGUAGCGACUCCUCCAGCAGCGGGCCGCUGAGCCCCGUCGGGUCUCCCAGAUUGCGACGGGGACAUAAACGCCAGUUGAGCCUGUCAAGCUUCGGUCUACGAAGAUCGAUAUGCACCACGACUGCCAUUGCUCUGGUGACCAUUGUCGGUCUUUGGUGGACAUUUGUCCCUGCAGGUCAGAUCCAAAGCCAGACAACGCCAAUCGAAAACGACAAGAGCAACGAUUUAAUACCCAUUGGCCAGUCGGUGGAUGUAGACGGGCGAGAAGUUUUCUGGUGGGAACAAUUUCCCAGGCUGCAUGGUCUGUAUCGCGGCCGUAAUAGCAUAGUCUCGGUCGCAGAAUAUGUAACUGAACAGCAAGCCAACUCUGCCGACGCCGUUAAAACGGAUCCCCUUCCUGAUCUUGAGCUGAUCGAACUGGCCCAAUCUACUUCGAUAGGGCUGGAACAAUGUUAUAUGGACGAGGAAAACAAAAUCCUGCCGCCCAGAGUUAAGGCAUACCAAGGCUUACCGCAGGGGAUGUCGGAGCCUCUUUUCGGGUCACAGAAAGAGCUUGGGAUAAACGAUGAGAUGUGUUAUGACCGCAUUAAUCGUUUCACGCCUUACGGAUACGGUAUCUCGAAAGACGAUGGCGGGUUGGGACUGCAGCUGGAAGGCGAUUUUGACGGUCUUGACAAGGUGCAAACGUUCGACUGGCGCAAUAUCACCUUGGGCCAUGCACAGCAAAGAUGUCUGGAAAAGAAUGCAGCGCGGCUGAAAUCCAGGACAGCCGUCGUUAUUCGAACAUGGAGCACAUUUGUGUAUACUGAUUAUCACAUAAUGAUGCUGCGAGCCAUGAUCAGUGAGUUGGCUUUGUCUUCUGGCGGACAGUACACCGUCCACUUUCUUAUCCACGUCCAAGAUGAGAGUCUGCCGAUCUGGGCAGACGAGGAGCUCUACAAUAAAAUCUUGAAGGAAAGCCUUCCGAAGGAGUUCGAAGGAAUGGGCUCCUUAUGGUCCGUCGCCGAGAUGAAACUGGUGUACCCGCCCCCAUUUCCAGACAGCCUCGAGAACUUUUCCGGAGGGGAGAUAUAUGAAGCUUAUCGAUCUCUGCAUUUCCCAAUGCAAUAUUUCGCCUCGCGCCACCCGGAAUUCGACUACUUCUGGCAUUGGGAAAUGGAUAUGCGGAUUACUGGGCACUACCACGAAUUGCUCUCCCAAGUUACGAGCUGGGCUGAGAAGCAGUCUCAAGAAUAUGCCUGGGAACGAUCGGCCAAGUUCUUCAUUCCUUCACUACACAACCACUCAUAUGCGGCGUAUUCCCAGUCAAUUGUCAGAGAGACCGGCUCCGCCAUCUCCGGGCCCCAACUACCCGUCUCACAAUUGCUCGAAAUCCCGGUGCAAUCAGUACCUUCUGACUCGACUGAGAUUACCGACUUGAUCACCUUCAACCCGCUCUUCGACCCGUCUCGUACUCGCUGGGCCUUUCACAAUGACAUGACCGGUUACGAUGUUGCAAAAGAUGGUCGUCCGCCAACUCGAGCAGCACUGAUCACUGCUUCUCGUAUGUCUCGAAGACUCCUGUUGCUCAUGCACCAGGAGACCUAUCAGCGUAAACACACAAUGUUCCCCGAAAUGUAUCCUGCUAGCAUCGCCCUGCAUUACGGGCUGAAAGCUAUAUACGCUCCUCUCCCAGUGUACUUCGACCGAGAUUGGCCGGCCGAGCAUGCCAAUGAAGUCUUUAAUAAUGCUCCACUCGGUACGAAAGCGAGAGAGGCUGGAAUGGAUCAUGGGAACGGAUACUUCCACGGUGAAGGAGGCAGUGUUUUUGGGCCAGGCGAGCACGUAUUCCGCGGAUCCAGCUACUAUUCGAAUGCGGGAUUCGCUGGGUAUCUGUGGAGGCGCUGGCUUGGAAAGGAGAACAAUAAUGACGAAGUUGCCUGGGAGAGCCAGGGCGGCGCAGGGGGUGGGAGGAUGUGCCUACCUAUGAUGGUGCUGCAUCCCAUCAAAUUCGAGUAA
This is a messenger RNA of Exophiala spinifera, 2073 nucleotides long. RefSeq lists its product as uncharacterized. Lineage: Eukaryota; Fungi; Ascomycota; Eurotiomycetes; Chaetothyriales; Herpotrichiellaceae. The transcript is spliced from 2 exons. The record is from RefSeq and is a predicted model, not a curated record. The coding region runs from base 1 to 2073 and encodes 690 amino acids.